Molecule: messenger RNA, 3950 nt
Organism: Acomys russatus (golden spiny mouse)
Lineage: Eukaryota; Metazoa; Chordata; Mammalia; Rodentia; Muridae
Gene: Atxn1
Product: ataxin 1
Biological process (GO): negative regulation of transcription by RNA polymerase II; nervous system development
Cellular component (GO): nucleus
Molecular function (GO): protein binding; RNA binding
Source: RefSeq, a predicted model, not a curated record
UCUCUUUCAGUUUUCCAAAGAAAAUAGACCCAAUUUUUCUUCUUGAGAAGAAACAAACCUACUGUUGGCAGAGGGUAUUUCUCAUCUCUCUGUGAAAGGAAGAAAGACAACACCAGAACCUGGGUGGCCCAGCUACUGAGAGAAGUUUCCAUGGUGAAGUCUUGGGGAGGCUUCCUGGGAGCUGAGCAUAGUGAAUGCUAAUCCGGAGCUGCUACUGCCGGCCUAGCCAACCCACGGGGAGAUGAUUCCUCAUGAAGGGCCUGGAUCCCCUACAGAAAUCCAAUGUGACUCUCCGUUUAUCAGAUUAAAACCGGAGCCAGCCAGACAGUGAAACAGCCACCGUGGAGGGGGGACGGCGAAAAAUGAAAUCCAACCAAGAGCGGAGCAAUGAAUGCCUGCCUCCCAAGAAGCGUGAGAUCCCUGCCACCAGCCGGCCCUCUGAGGAGAAGGCCACUGCUCUGCCCAGCGACAAUCACUGCGUGGAGGGUGUGGCAUGGCUCCCCAGCACCCCUGGCAGCCGCGGCCAUGGGGGUGGGCGGCAUGGGCCAGCAGGGACUUCUGGGGAGCUUGGUUUACAAGGAAUGGGUUUACAUAAAGCACUGUCCACAGGGCUGGACUACUCCCCACCCAGUGUUCCCAGGUCAGUCCCCACAGCCACCACGCUGCCCACGGUGUACCCUCCUCCUCAGUCCGGGACCCCAGUAUCUCCCAUGCAGUAUGCCCACCUUUCACACACCUUCCAGUUCAUUGGGUCCUCCCAAUACAGUGGACCCUACGCUGGCUUCAUCCCUUCCCAGCUGAUCUCCCCAUCAGGCAACCCAGUCACCAGUGCAGUGGCCUCAGCUGCAGGGGCCACCACUCCAUCACAGCGCUCCCAACUGGAGGCCUAUUCCACCCUGCUGGCCAACAUGGGCAGUCUGAGCCAGGCACCAGGACAUAAAGUUGAGCCCCCAUCGCAGCAGCACCUCAGCAGGGCUGCAGGGCUAGUCUCCCCGGGCUCCCCUCCACCCGCCCAGCAGAACCAGUACAUUCAUAUUUCCAGCUCUCCCCAGAGCUCUGGGCGGACAACAUCUCCUCCACCCAUCCCGGUCCACCUCCAUCCCCAUCAGACGAUGAUCCCGCACACCCUCACCCUGGGGCCCUCAUCCCAGGUGGUCGUGCAAUACAGCGAUGCUGGAGGCCACUUUGUUCCUCGAGAGUCCACCAAAAAAGCAGAAAGCAGCCGUUUGCAGCAGGCUAUGCAAGCCAAGGAGGUCCUGAAUGGGGAGAUGGAGAAGAGCCGGAGGUAUGGAGUGCCGUCCUCUGUGGAACUGAGCCUGGGAAAGGCAAGCGGCAAGUCAGUGCCUCAUCCCUAUGAGUCCAGGCAUGUGGUGGUCCACCCAAGCCCAGCAGACUACAGCAGUCGUGAUAGCUCUGGGGUCCGUGGAUCUGUGAUGGUCCUGCCCAACAGCAACACACCCUCAGCCGACCUGGAGGCACAGCAGGGCACACAUCGAGAAGCCUCCCCAUCUACCCUCAACGACAAGAGCAGUCUGCACCUAGGGAAGCCCGGCCACAGGUCCUAUGCACUGUCCCCCCACACGGUCAUUCAAACCACACACAGUGCAUCAGAGCCUCUCCCAGUGGGCCUACCAGCCACAGCCUUCUAUGCUGGGACUCAACCUCCUGUCAUCGGCUACCUGAGCGGCCAGCAGCAAGCAAUCACAUACGCCGGCAAUCUGCCCCAGCACCUGGUGAUCCCAGGCACCCAGCCCCUGCUCAUCCCAGUGGGCAGCCCUGACAUGGACACACCUGGGGCAGCCUCGGCCAUAGUCACAUCAUCACCCCAGUUUGCUGCAGUGCCUCACACAUUUGUCACCACCGCUCUGCCCAAGAGCGAGAACUUCAACCCCGAGGCGCUGGUCACCCAGGCCGCCUACCCAGCCAUGGUGCAGGCCCAGAUCCACCUGCCGGUGGUGCAGUCUGUGGCGUCCCCUGCCACGGUGCCACCCACGCUGCCGCCAUAUUUCAUGAAAGGCUCCAUUAUCCAGCUGGCCAACGGGGAGCUGAAAAAGGUGGAGGACCUGAAGACAGAGGACUUCAUCCAGAGUGCAGAGAUUAGCAGCGACCUCAAGAUCGACUCCAGCACGGUGGAGAGGAUCGAGGACAGCCACAGCCCCGGCGUGGCCGUGAUACAAUUUGCUGUGGGUGAACACCGAGCCCAGGUCAGUGUGGAAGUUUUGGUAGAGUAUCCCUUUUUCGUGUUUGGACAGGGCUGGUCAUCCUGCUGCCCUGAGCGAACCAGCCAGCUCUUUGAUCUGCCUUGUUCCAAACUCUCCGUUGGGGACGUCUGCAUCUCACUCACCCUCAAGAACCUGAAGAAUGGCUCUGUUAAAAAGGGCCAGCCCGUGGACCCUGCCAGUGUCUUGCUGAAGCACGCCAAGACCGACGGCCUGGCUGGCGGCAGACACCGAUACGCUGAGCAGGAAAACGGUCUCAACCAGGGAGGCACGCAGGUGCUCUCUGAGAACGGCGAACUGAAGUUUCCCGAAAAAAUAGGAAUGCCUGCAGCACCCUUCCUCACCAAAAUAGAACCGAGCAAGCCCACGGCCACAAGGAAGAGGAGGUGGUCGGCGCCGGAGACCCGCAAACUGGAGAAGUCAGAGGGUGAGCCACCUUUGACUCUGCCCAAGCCUUCGCUCAUUCCUCAGGAGGUUAAGAUCUGCAUCGAAGGCCGAUCGAAUGUGGGCAAGUAGAAACCGUGCGGGCAGCGGAGGCCCAGGCCUCCUUUGCUGUCUGUAUCCAGAUUACUGUACUGUAGGCUAAAUAACACAGUAUUUACAUGUUAUCCUGUUUAGCUUUGUGUUCUAACCUUGUCAUCAGAGUCAAACAGGUGUGUCGCAGGAGACUGGUGCGUUCGCAUUGUCUGCGAGUGUCUGUUGAGGAGCUGGCGGGUGGAGGGCGGUCAGAGCUGUGGCCAUGGAGCUCCAGGGCAUCCUGGGUGACCCUGAACGUGGCUUCAUCAGCACCUGCCAUCUCCAGCAGCAUGGAGCCAAGGGACAUCAGUUCCCACCUGGUUUCAGGAGCAAAGUCAGUGGGAAACGACCUGCAAGGGUGUCUGGGUGCGUUCCUGUGAAGGGGUGCGUGGGUGCCAUGGUAGUGAGUGAGGGUCUCUUUUUCUUUGCCCUCCCUCUCCCUCGCUUGCUCGCUCUCAGCAUGUGAUUGGGGGACCUGGAUUUCCCACAGGCCAAGUCAUCAUCAGGAGCCCAUCUUCAGGGCAAAUGUAGGGAGGCAUCAGAUAGCAGAUGGGAAACUAGUUUCAAAGAACGUAGUUCUCUCUCCAACAUAUUUUACAAUAAAAAGCAACUUUUAAUCAUAGAUAUAUAUAGAUAUAUAUAUAUUUCCCCCCAUGGGGCCUGACUGCACUGAGUUUUUAUUUUGAUUUUUAAGAGCAGCUGCCAUGCGCAGGAUUUCAUUUCUGCUUUACCAGUCUGGUGACAUCACUAGGUGUCAUGGUGGGCAGGGAAGUCCUUGUUCAUGUCACUCCUAGUCAGGUGGGUGGCAGUGGGGCUGGGGGACAGAGGGAGCACCCACACUUGUUUCUGUGCAGUGUUAGGAAAACCAAUUUGGUUAUUUGCAUUGACUUUUUGCUCCCAAGAGGAAAAUGCAAGCUCCCCUCCCAAGAGAGCUGAGCGGUAGCAUCUUUUCUGUCUUUUAGGUCUAGGACUGUUUCUAGUUCAUAACUAUGGACAACUCGGGUGCCGCUUUUUUCCUCAAUCCCAGUGUGACAUGAGGAAUUAGAUCUGGGAGAUGCACAUGUUAUUAUCUCUUAAGAAGUUAAGAAUGCUGUGCAGACUUCUUAACCAAGCAUCUUGGUCUGUCGUUCAAUGAGUACUGUAUCUCACUUUAAACUCUUUGGGAAGAAAAGACAAACCUAGGUUGCUUUCGAUUUUUUUUUUUUUUUCAACACU